UCUCGGCGAUUGACAGAUGGAUGUGGUUUGACUCGGAGUCAGGGCUGAAAGCGUUUCGUGAAAAAACAGGAACAAAUUCACAUCUUUGUUUUGUUUUUUUUUAAUCUGCAAUGAGAGGUGAACAGACUGAAAAUGGAGAAAACUCUACGAACUCGCAGAGCGAAGUCCUGAUCAACCAGCUGCGGGAGAUUACUGGCAUCCAGGACCCACAGAUUCUCUACAGAGCCUUGAAUGCCAGUCAAGGUGACAUUGGACAUGCUGUUGGACUGCUGACAACCCAGUCUGCAGAUGUUCAGGAUCCUGGAGAACCACAGGAGUUAGGGACCUCUGCAGAGGCUUGGGAGGGCCAAAAAGGACUUCCUAAAGAUGAACUGCAGACGGCCAUAGAACUCAGCCUGCAGGAGUCCCACAAUGCCCAGGAAGAGGAGAGAGAGUUUCAUAGGGCUCUGGAGGUUAGUGCAGAGGAGAAUGCAGCCAGAAUGAAGAGAAAGAGAUGUGAAGCCCAGAGUGAGAUGUGCAGUCCUGCAGACUGGAUCCGUCAGGACGACUGGCCUGUGGGCAUUCGCAAUGUUGGCAACACCUGCUGGUUCAGUGCCGUCAUCCAGUCAUUGUUCCACCUGCCCGUGUUUAGGAGGCUGGUUCUCAACUACCAUCUGUCUGAGCGAAUCCUGGAGAAGUGUAAGAGCCAUUCUGACAAGAGGAACAUAGCGUUCAUGCAGGAGCUGCGCUGUCUGUUUGCCCUCAUGCUGGGCACCACUCGCAGGUUUGUGGAUCCUUCUGCUGCAGUGGAGUUACUGCGAGAUGCCUUCAGGACCACUGAGGCCCAACAGGAUGUCAGUGAGUUUUCCCACAAACUGCUUGACUGGCUAGAGGAUGCGUUUCAGCUAGCAGCCAAUGAUAAUGUAGAAGACAAACAACAAAAUCCCAUGGUCCAGCUUUUUUAUGGUACCUUCGUGACAGAAAGAAGACAUGAGGGUAAAACGUUGUGUAAUAUCGAGCAGUUUGGCCAGUACCCCCUGCAAGUCAAUGGCUUCAACAACCUGGACGAAUGUUUAGAAGGUGCUAUGGUUGAGAAGGAUAUUGAGUCUCUACAUCCAGAUCACAGCGUCACAUCUGCCCGUGAGAGAUGGUUUAAAAAGUUACCACCAGUCUUGACAUUUGAACUGUCUAGAUUUGAAUUCAACACCCAGCUUGGUCGUCCUGAAAAGAUACACAAGAAACUGGAAUUCCCACAAAUAAUUUAUAUGGACAGAUAUCUUCACAAAAACAUCGACCAGACCCAUCAGAGGAGAGGAGAAGUGAAAAAACUCAAGGAGCAACUUGCAGCCCUUCAACAGAAACUUGAGUGCUACAAAAACUAUGGCUCAGGACCUACCAAGUACCCUCUGGCUGACAUGCUGCAGUUUGUGCUGGAGUUCGCCACCACCAAGCCUUCAAGUGUUUCCCCAGCUGAAGAUCUGAGACCAGCCUCUCCGACACUUGCAAGUCACCUCCUCGGUGAACUCACCUCCAAAGACAACAGUGAACCUGGAGACACAGAUUCAUCUGAGAGUUUGGGUGCCAGUGUUUCCAGUUGCCAGCGGACCCCCAUAUACAAGCCCUUCACCCAGUGCAGACUCCCUGUUGACUGCCCACCACACCCUGCCCCCCAUAGCAUCACUGAAGAAGAACUGCACUUUGUUAAGAACUGCCUACAGCGUUGGAGGACUGAAGUCGAGAAUGACAUAAAUGAGCUAAAGGCCAGCAUUGAAAGACUCAGUCAGACGCUAGAGGCCAUGUACUCAGACAACAGUCUCUGCCAGGCACCCUACAGACUGCAUGCAGUGCUCGUCCAUGAAGGCCAGGCUUCAGCAGGCCAUUACUGGGCCUACAUCUACGACCAUGCCAACAAGCGCUGGAUGAAGUACAAUGAUGUAAGCAUCACUGAGUCGUCAUGGGAGGAGCUGGAGCGGGACUCGUUUGGGGGCAUGACCAACGCCAGUGCCUACUGCCUGAUGUAUAUUGAUGACAGGCUACCCAACCUCAUUACAGAAGAUACAGAUGAUGAGACAGGCCAGGUGCUGCAUGGUAUGGACUCCUUGCCAUCCGUCCUCAGGCACUACGUCCAUGAAGACAACCGCUGGUUCCAGCAGGAGCUCAGUGAAUGGGAGGAGCAGUUCUGCCAGACUGCAGCCCCACAGGGAGAGUCUAUAGCCUCUGCAGAGCCCCCCAACCCCAGUCCAGACAAUAUACUCCAAACUGUAGUGGAGCCAGCGCCCCAGUCAGGACCAACCACUGAAGAAGUGGACCAGGGAGCUUCUUCAGAGCCACAGCCAGACCCAGAAGCAGAGAAGGAUCCAGAGCCGGAUCCCAGAGAGAACACUGAAGAAGAAUCAGAGUUAACACCUCCACCACCACAGAGCCCCGGCUGCCAGCCAGACGUCAUGAGCAGUGAGGCAGUCACUGACACCCUGGCACCCAGCCAGAGCUCCACCUCUCCUGAGAAGGAGCUUCAGAGUCAGAAUCCCAGCCCUGAAGCAGAGCUUAGUAACCAAGCAGACGCUGACCUCCAUGUGGAGAAGGAUGACUCACAGGCGGCAGGCCUCAGCCCUCCAGCUGAAGGUGAGCCAGAGGCUCCCAGGGAAGCUCCUGAACAUGAAGCAAAGCAGGAGGAUGAGGAGCCGCAGCAGGAGGUCCCGGUGAGACAGAGACAGACUGAGAACGAGGUCUCAGAAGUGGAGAUCCCCAACGUGGGCAGGAUCAUGGUGAGAGCUGAUGCUGAUGGAUACAAUGAAGAGAUGAUGUUGACUCCAGCUAUGCAGGGCGUCAUUCUUGCCAUAGCCAAGGCCAGACAAGUUUUCGAUAAGGAAGGGCCUGAAGCUGGCCUCAUCAAGGCCUUCCACGAGGAGUAUUCCCGCUUGUUUGAGCUCUCCCAGGAGAAGACCACACCCCAAGAGGACCCUCGGCUGCAGCACGCUCUGGUCUACUUCUUCCAGAACAAGGCACCCAAUCGCAUUGUUGAGAGGACGCUGCUGGAGCAGUUUACCGACCGCAACCUGAGCUUCGAUGAGAGGGCCAUCAGUAUCAUGAGGGAAGCCCGAACCAAGCUGCGCCUCAUCAAGCCAGAGGAUAUGGAUAUGGAUGAGUACUUGCAGUGGCACGAUGACUACAAGCUGUUCAGAACGGUGUUUGUCUACCUGCUGACUGGACUGGAACACUAUCAGCACGGGAAGAUGCGGGAGGCGCUGAUCUUCUUGGCUCAUGCUUAUGAGACCAACGCCACCCUGCUGAAGAACGGAGAGAAACGUGGCAUGGACACGUCUCUUAUUGCCACUUACAGAAGGAAAUGCCUCACUGCACUGAAUGAAAGCGCAUCGCAGCUGUUUUGCAGCGGUGAGGAGACCAAUGUGGAGGAGGGCAUUGCCCUCAUGGACGAGGCUGUCAUCCCCUGCCUUCACCUCAUGAGUCGUGACUCUGCUUUAACCCAGGAAGACCGGGAUGCCAUGGAAAGCAUCCGCAGCCACUGGUGCUGCUGCCUGGGACAGGACAUGGAUGACUCAUUGCAGGUGAAGCUAGGCGAGUUUCUGCCCCGAGUUCUGGACGGUUCAGCUGAGACAGUAGUUCUUAAAGACCCACCAAAAGUCCAUGUCAACCAGGCCCACGAUCUGUGCAGCCGGCUGGCCGCUGUCAUGGAAUCCAUCCACAGCACCUCCAUAGUCAGCGUCAAGUAAAAGAAUGAAUCCGCCAACAACAUCCUUGAACACUGCAUCCAACCUGCAAGCAAAUUGACCGAUAGCUCAUUCUGGCCUGACAGACUGUGGGGUUGAGACAGCAUGUAGAUUUUAAACAAGCCAAAUUAUGUAUUUCAUUUUUUCUGCUGGUUACGUGUUGCACAUGAAUAUCACUUUGAUGAUUUACCAUAGCAAGCUAAGUAGACUUUAGGUGUAGAUAGGGAUUAGGUUAUCACUUCAUGGAUCAUUACACUGGAAAAGUCCCCGAAAGGCUUCAAAACUCUUAAUGAUCAAGAUACAUCCUCCACAUUAUUCUCACUAUCAGCCAUCCCCUCUUUGCUAAAAAUGUGUAUUUAAAAAUCAUAAUGGCCUUAAAGCAGAAGCAGGUUACGCAAAAGUGGCCCAAAAAAACAGUUAUUUGUUUACUAGAUAUCAGUUGUCUCAGAACCUCUCUGACUUCCUCGAUAUCCUCUUGGUUCCCACUCCAAAGAUCACAUUACCUUCUGUCUUGGCCAGUUUUGAUGCUACGUAGUGACUCUGAUCUUUCCCUUAAAACUGUCGAUAAAACUGUAAAGGUUCAUAUAGCUGUAACCAGCUUCUUGACAGCCAAACAAUUAUUCAUGAAACCAACUUGCUGAACAAACAAGAUGUCAUCAGUCGGAGAACAGAGAAUCUAUAAACUUCAGUCUGGAUGUAUUUUAUUGGCUGGCAAACUUGUUAACUUAAUAUUUUGGCGACAGUGGGACUCUCUCUCAGCUCAGCAUGAAGAGACUGGAUUUGUAAGAGUUGUUGUUGUGUUGCUAAGCAGUGUGAAUGCACAAUACGGCCUUUACACAGGGCUAAAAGAGAAACACUAGAUUUGUACUGCACAGUAACAAAUGCUUUUUUAAAUAUAUGUUUUAUAUUACUUUGUAUUUUUCCAAAACUGGAAAUUUUACGUGUAGAUGAAGCUAGAAAGAAAGAUGUCCACAGUACUCUCUUUGUUUAAGUGUGACAGUGUCCUUUUGGGAAGCACCUUGCUGAAAAGAUGUGCCUUUUCUGUCCUUUUGAAGGGUUCUCUGUAAACCGUGUAAACCCUUUGAAAAGAAAGAGUCCCAGAUUCAACUCAGUAUUAUGAAUGAGUCCUCUAAAUCAGGGUUUUCACACCAGCUACUCUAACAGCCAUUUAUGGCUGCUGAUUUCACAAUGCUUUUUCACUUGUACACUGUGAUGAUACUCAGUAAAUGUUUUAAAUGCA
Centropristis striata (black sea bass) is the source of this 4947-nucleotide messenger RNA. RefSeq names its product ubiquitin specific peptidase 28 (gene usp28). The coding region runs from base 111 to 3710 and encodes 1199 amino acids. Gene Ontology annotation, cellular component: cytosol; nucleus. The transcript is spliced from 26 exons. The record is from RefSeq and is a predicted model, not a curated record. Lineage: Eukaryota; Metazoa; Chordata; Actinopteri; Perciformes; Serranidae. Gene Ontology annotation, molecular function: protein binding; cysteine-type endopeptidase activity; cysteine-type deubiquitinase activity. Gene Ontology annotation, biological process: regulation of protein stability; protein deubiquitination; DNA damage checkpoint signaling.